AUGGAUCGAAUUACUCACAAAUCUAUCAGGGACAUGUUCAAGUCGAGUAAGAGAAGAGAAUUAGUAACUUUGGCAAACAAGUCACAUUAUUUGUUUCAUAGGCAAUGGGCGGGCCGAUGUAUGAAUAGUGAAAUAGAUGACAUUCACGCUGCAAAAGGUGUUCCUUGUAGAGGAGAAGAAGAUGUAAAUGACAACCGAUGAAGCGUCAACCACCGGAACAGGCGGACAGCAGGAACCAGCCCGUCCAAGAUCUCUCAAGGUGUAGCAAAGAUGUUCAAAACGCUAUGCUCUUUGAUAAAGAUCAAAGAAUUAUUAUAGACAGUAAAUGUUACAGUAUUUCUAUAGAAAUAUACGUUGAAGUUCUAACAGCUCUCGUUCAAGGUAGGCAUAUUAAGUACGUGCCGAAGAUUUUGAAUAAUAAUAAUAAUAUAUUAUUUUUACAAGUUAGAAGUUAGUAAACAAUAUUAUUGGGAAAUACAAAACUAUAAAUAUUGGCGGCAGUGAACCGAAUAUGAGACCCUACGUUAGCAAACAGAGACUAUAGUAUUGUGUACACAGUGAUUCCAAAUUCAGUUAUAGAAGACGACCUCGUUAAUUUGAAUAUUAUAAGACGUUUCACAGAGUAAUUUCUUUUACGCCGACUUUGCAAAGGAUACUUUUAUGCAAACAUUAUGCUUUAGAAGGUAAUUAUACGUGCCUGAUGAAUCUGAAAAUAAAAUACCGGAUAUUAUUGUUGUUGAAAUUAACGGGGAAAGAAAUUGAUUUUUU
Molecule: messenger RNA, 768 nt
Organism: Gryllus bimaculatus (two-spotted cricket)
Lineage: Eukaryota; Metazoa; Arthropoda; Insecta; Orthoptera; Gryllidae
Source: the annotation of a GenBank genome assembly